Molecule: messenger RNA, 3674 nt
Organism: Mus musculus (house mouse)
Lineage: Eukaryota; Metazoa; Chordata; Mammalia; Rodentia; Muridae
Gene: Trpc7
Product: transient receptor potential cation channel, subfamily C, member 7
Exons: 13
Coding region: 1575-3008 (477 amino acids)
Biological process (GO): calcium ion transmembrane transport
Cellular component (GO): membrane; plasma membrane; nuclear envelope
Molecular function (GO): calcium channel activity
Source: RefSeq, marked reviewed
GCCAGUCUCACACACGGAUGCUUCUCCUUCACAUUCUCUGGGAAAUUUCCCCCAGAUUAGGAAAAGGACAGGAAGGCAAGUCGGCCACAAAAGGCGAGUUUUCACCAUUCCCCACAAAGGAAAGCAGAGCGCACCUCCACACAAUCGCAACUCCGCUCUCUGGAGCAGAUCUCGACUUCAGCACCACGGAGAGCGGCACCUCCGCCUCGGCCACCCAUGGGGAGCCAGAUCCCGGAGACUCCGUUCAGGAUUCGGGUCAUCUAGAGGAGGGACAAGCCUGCGUAUUCUACUCUCGAUGUUGGGGAGCAACACCUUCAAAAACAUGCAGCGCCGGCACACCACCUUGAGGGAGAAGGGGCGCCGCCAGGCCAUCCGGGGUCCUGCCUACAUGUUCAACGAGAAGGGCACGAGCCUGACCCCUGAGGAGGAGCGCUUCCUGGACUCGGCUGAGUAUGGCAACAUACCAGUGGUCAGAAAAAUGCUGGAGGAAUCCAAGACCCUCAAUUUCAACUGCGUGGACUACAUGGGGCAGAACGCGCUGCAGCUGGCCGUGGGCAACGAGCACUUGGAGGUCACUGAACUGUUGCUGAAGAAAGAGAACUUGGCGCGGGUGGGCGACGCGCUGCUGCUGGCCAUCAGCAAGGGCUAUGUGCGCAUUGUGGAGGCCAUCCUCAGCCAUCCGGCCUUCGCGCAGGGCCAGCGCCUGACGCUCAGCCCGCUGGAGCAGGAGCUGCGGGAUGAUGACUUCUAUGCCUACGACGAGGAUGGCACGCGCUUCUCCCACGACAUCACACCCAUCAUCCUGGCGGCCCACUGCCAGGAGUAUGAGAUUGUGCAUAUCUUGCUGCUCAAGGGUGCGCGCAUUGAGCGGCCCCAUGACUACUUCUGCAAGUGCAAUGAGUGCACGGAGAAGCAGCGCAAGGACUCCUUCAGUCACUCGCGCUCCCGGAUGAAUGCCUACAAAGGACUGGCCAGUGCCGCCUACCUGUCCCUAUCCAGUGAAGACCCUGUCCUCACUGCGCUGGAGCUAAGCAACGAGUUAGCCCGACUGGCCAACAUUGAGACUGAAUUUAAGAAUGAUUACAGGAAGUUAUCUAUGCAAUGCAAGGAUUUUGUGGUGGGCGUGCUGGACCUGUGCCGAGACACAGAAGAGGUGGAAGCAAUUUUAAAUGGCGAUGUGAACUUGCAAGUCUGGUCCGACCACCACCGUCCAAGUCUGAGCCGAAUCAAACUCGCCAUUAAGUACGAAGUCAAGAAGUUCGUUGCUCACCCUAACUGUCAGCAGCAAUUGCUUACCAUGUGGUAUGAAAAUCUCUCAGGCUUACGGCAACAGUCUAUCGCUGUGAAAUUCCUGGCUGUCUUUGGAGUCUCCAUAGGCCUCCCUUUUCUCGCCAUAGCCUAUUGGAUUGCUCCGUGCAGCAAGUUCCACAUAGCCGGCACUCCAAACAGGCUCAUGGCAUGCACAAUGAUCCCGUGUGGGUCCUUCAUGAACCCUUGCAUACAUACCUGCCAAGAGUCAGCCAAGGGGCUGGAGAGAUGGCGCAGUGCUAGGACAAACCCUGAGGAGCCCUUUCAUGAAGUUUGUGGCCCAUGCAGUGUCUUUUACCAUCUUCUUGGGACUGCUAGUUGUGAACGCCUCCGACCGGUUUGAGGGCGUUAAGACUCUGCCCAAUGAGACCUUCACAGACUACCCCAAACAGAUCUUCAGAGUGAAAACCACACAGUUCUCCUGGACGGAGAUGCUCAUCAUGAAGUGGGUCUUAGGAAUGAUCUGGUCCGAAUGCAAGGAGAUCUGGGAGGAGGGGCCGCGGGAGUACGUGCUACACUUGUGGAACCUUCUGGAUUUUGGCAUGCUGUCCAUCUUCGUGGCCUCCUUCACUGCGAGGUUCAUGGCUUUCCUCAAGGCCAGCGAGGCCCAGCUGUACGUGGACCAGUACGUGCAGGAUGUAACGCUGCACAACGUCUCACUUCCACCGGAAGUGGCCUACUUCACCUACGCCAGGGAUAAGUGGUGGCCUUCAGACCCCCAGAUCAUCUCGGAAGGGCUGUACGCCAUUGCGGUUGUCCUCAGCUUCUCCCGGAUCGCCUACAUCCUGCCAGCCAAUGAGAGCUUCGGACCUUUGCAGAUCUCCCUGGGAAGAACUGUGAAAGACAUCUUCAAGUUCAUGGUCAUUUUUAUCAUGGUAUUUGUGGCCUUUAUGAUCGGAAUGUUCAACCUGUACUCCUACUACCGAGGUGCAAAGUACAACCCAGCGUUUACCACAGUUGAAGAAAGCUUUAAAACCUUGUUUUGGUCCAUAUUUGGCUUGUCUGAGGUCAUCUCGGUGGUGCUGAAAUACGACCACAAGUUCAUCGAGAAUAUUGGCUACGUGCUGUAUGGGGUUUAUAAUGUCACCAUGGUGGUUGUACUACUCAACAUGCUGAUAGCCAUGAUCAACAACUCCUAUCAGGAAAUCGAGGAAGACGCGGACGUGGAGUGGAAAUUUGCUCGAGCGAAGCUCUGGCUUUCUUACUUUGAUGAAGGAAGAACUCUCCCUGCUCCCUUUAACCUGGUGCCGAGCCCUAAAUCCUUUUAUUAUCUCAUAAUGAGAAUCAAGAUGUGCCUCAUAGAGCUCUGCCAAUCUAAGGCCAAACGCUGUGAAAACGACCUGGAAAUGGGCAUGCUGAACUCCAAGUUCAGGAAGACUCGCUACCAGGCUGGCAUGAGGAAUUCUGAAAACCUGACAGCCAAUAGCACCUUCAGCAAGCCCACCAGAUACCAGAAGAUCAUGAAGCGGCUCAUAAAGAGAUACGUGCUGAAGGCCCAGGUGGACAGAGAGAACGAUGAAGUCAAUGAAGGUGAACUCAAGGAGAUCAAACAAGACAUCUCAAGCCUUCGCUAUGAGCUCCUGGAGGAGAAGUCUCAGGCUACAGGAGAGCUGGCAGACCUGAUCCAGCAGCUCAGCGAGAAGUUUGGGAAGAAUCUGAACAAAGACCACCUGCGGGUGAACCAGGGCAAGGACAUUUAGGGCCUGACUGCCCGCUUGGCAGGUGUGACUGACGUCUAACAGCAUUCCAAAGCCGGGCCAGGUGUCCCAGUCUCAGCCCCUCUGAGGAGGAGGAACCACUGGCUCUGUCCUGGGCACAUGACUGAUAUCUAUAGCCCAGGAACCGCCUGGAUCCAGGAUUGUGAAACUAAGCCCGUGGGAGGGACAAGCUACCCCAAGGAGGGAAAAAGUGCCAUCAGAUACACGAGACCCUCCUGUCCAGCCUCCGUGGCCAAAGCAGGAAACGGCCAUCUUGGAUGCACAUGUGUGUCCGCCCACUUGACUCAGGACGACAGCUGUGUCCUGGGAAGUCAGCUCUCUGCCCCUGAGUCCCUUCUUAUUCCUCCCCGACACACACACACACACACACACACACACACACACACAACCAGAACCGGGAGGUGACCUGUGACCUACUCUUAAGUGCCAGAUGAGAACCCAGAUAGCCUAAUAGUUAAAUAGUUCUAUUUGUUUAUAUAAAAAAAAAAGUUUAAAAAACACUAAAUCAAAAAUUGUACUGUAGAGAAAAGUUGUCAUUGUUUAGAGAACAACAAAAUCCAAAUAAUGUAUUUUUACCUUUAUUAUCUUGUAUUUACUAUUUUUACCUAAAAUGAGAAGAAAUAAAAUUACCUCAUAAGAGCCUGGGGG